GACUGUGUACGGGGACAAUUCCUUUGUUACUCAUGUCUCCCCAAGCCAACGGUCCCAGAUGCCUUGCGGGUGUGGUGCAACUCCGGAGUUGGGGGGGGACUCCCGUAAAAUAUAGUGAGUCGACUGACUGUUUGUAGGCCCACUUCGAAAAACCGUGGGCAUAUUUCUGCGCAAAUCAGUUACCCUGCGGCCUAACGUUCCUCGGUCGUUUUGCAACCUCGGACAUAUCAAAUUCCGGCUGCCCCUGUCGUGCUGUCCAUCCCCCUUGCACUGCAGCCUUCCCGGGAUUCAUAUUCUGCCACGGUUCUUGGUUUUUUGUUCCUUUCAGUUUCGAGUUCCUCGUUGGGUUUUCAUCUCAACUGUUCAGAGCGGAUAGCUCGCCAAGUGUUCGAUGUAAUGUUUCUACAGUGCCUAUAGUUUACCCACCAAUGUCAACAUGCUCCAAGUCAAAAAAGGAGUUUAUUGUGCAGGUAUCAUAGCUCUAAGAUUGCAAGAUCCGAUAUCGGCUCCUUCCUCUAGGCUAUGGGGCCAAGAUGGAAAGGGAAGGGCUGCGAAGCGAAAGCCCUCUCUGAUCCCAUGUCAGCAAUAGUCUCUCGGCUCCAGUCAUCCCUGGUUGACUCUAAUGCUCGCGGCCUGCUAUCUGGAUCAAAUGUGAUCCUUGCAGUUGAUUUGGAACAGAGCGACUUACUGAAUUCCGCGUGUUUCGGUCGACCUAUGCUGACGGCAGAUAAAGAAAAGAACUGGUGUCAGCUGGGCAUGGAAGAGGCCUUCUACCUCUGCUAUUUCCUAAAGUGCCUCGAGAUUUUUUGUCGAGAUGAUUGCCCUGAAGCUGUUCAAGACUUGUGGCAAUACAUGAUAAAUAGGAAGAGUACAUUCCCUGAAUCUUACAGGGCAUACUCGCAUCUUCGGGCCAAAAAUUGGGUUGUGAGGUUGGGAUCUCAGUAUGGCGUUGAUUUUGUUGCAUAUCGUCACCAUCCAUCCCUCGUCCACUCUGAGUAUGCCAUUCUGGUCCUCAAGGAAGGAGAUGAUGGAUCAAGCCGGUUAAGGGUCUGGUCUGAUCUUCAUUGUUCUGUUCGACUCAGUGGAAGUGUAGCUAAGGGUCUCCUAGCACUUUACAUUGAUAAAUCUGGUCAUGGUGAAGCCUCUCCUUCAUGUUUGAACGGAUAUCACGUGGAAGAAAGGAUCUUAGCGCGAUGGAAUCCAGAACAAUGCCGUGAAGAUCAAACGAUCCCAGAGAGUGGAACUAAGCCGUGAAGAUUACUGGAAGCCUUCCUGAUGUAGGACGAUAUUAACAUGGAUGAGCAUGAUUCUUGACUUGGGCUUUAGGUGUUCAUUAGUCUUUUUUCGACUUUGACAUGUUGUAACAGACCAUGGAUGUAAAGACAGCAGAUGCAUUGGCAAUGUUUAGUUCAUGUUCGACUUUGCGA
Punica granatum (pomegranate) is the source of this 1427-nucleotide messenger RNA. NCBI's taxonomy places the organism in Eukaryota, Viridiplantae, Streptophyta, Magnoliopsida, Myrtales, Lythraceae. The record is from RefSeq and is a predicted model, not a curated record.